Molecule: messenger RNA, 3091 nt
Organism: Owenia fusiformis
Lineage: Eukaryota; Metazoa; Annelida; Polychaeta; Sabellida; Oweniidae
Source: the annotation of a GenBank genome assembly
UUGAUCGCACUCUAUUAUCGCCCACUUAAGCAUGGCAAUGGAGAAAUGUGUGAAGAAAGGUUAUGUUCUGCAUUGGACCCGUGGAAAUCAUGUCACAUUAAAGAGAUCCUGGCACAGGCGAUAUGUGUUACUCAUCCAAACUAUCAACAAAUAUUCACCAAGAAUAGAGAGGAUGCCACUGAAGUGAAACCUUUAACAACAGAUAAAGACAAGGAGAAAUCAUUUGAAAUUAUCUUUAGUUCCUCAAAGGAGAAAAGUUCAAAGGAUAAAUCAGUCAAAUUCAUCAUAGAUGAAUUUCAGAACUUCACAGACUGGCUAGCAGUUAUUCAAAAGGUUAUAAAAAAUUUAGAUGUAACAUCAGUUCAGCCAAUUGAAAGCUCAUUAACACCAACACCCCCUGUUGGUGGCCAAGGGUUGAUCUUAGAUCUGAUGAUGCGUCAGAAUGCUUUACCGAACAAGGAAGAUGACAGUGUUGAAAACAGGCCAGCUUCAAUGGCAUCCGAAGAUCUCGAUUUUGAUGAGAAUGUGCUCUAUGAAAGUGCAAAUACAGGGCCAAAGUUUGAGGUGACUAUCACAGAAACAGAGGCCUCCAAACGCUGCCAACUAUCUGGAAAAUACGACCUUCUCAUAUCAUCUAUGAACUUCUGUAUCCUCGAUCCAAAAACAUCUAUUAUCUUAUAUGUCUGGCCAUUCCGUUAUCUCCGUCGCUAUGGUCGCAAUGAACAGAACUUCACUUUUGAGGCAGGGCGACGAUGCCCAUCAGGUCCAGGACUAUUUUCUCUCUCAACAGACUUUGGAAAUGAAAUAUUCGAAGGAAUUGUCAAACGGGUGAAGGAAAUAAAAGACAGGCAGCAAAAGGAAAAGGAUUCUAAUAAGGAAGCUGAAGCUAUUCUAUUACCCACUUACACAAAGGGAGCAAAUAAAAACAAGAAUGCAGUAAAUAAUGAGACCAGUGAAGUUUCAUUAACAGUUGGGAAAUUGGGGAGUCUAAGAAGAAAAUCUGAGAAUGAAGUACAAGCAAGUAUCAUCAGAGAUGAACUGGAAUCAAAAUUAAAAAUAAAAUCCCCAGCUACAGGCAAAAUUUCAACCAAUACUAGUCCUUCUAUACCUACUUUGGUGAAACCACAAGUUGAAGCAAAUAUAAAACCUGGAAGUAAUGAGCGUAUUGUGUCUGGAAAUUAUGAACUUUCAGAGGUCGGGGCUGAACCAACAACAGAGAAAUUCAGAAGUCCACAUUCUACACUUGAAAAAGAAUCGCAGUAUGCUGUGUACGAUCUUGCAGCUGGCAAACAUCUGUUGAGUCCUUCUGGGGAGAAAAUGUUAACCAUGGAGGAGCCACAAGGUGAAAUGUAUGCAGAACUGGAAGAACGGCAAGAGGCUUGGAAGACAUUUGCCAUGGAGACAGACAAUAUUCACAUUGAGAAGUCAGUACAAGAAACUAAAAAUACUAAACCGAGCAAACCAAAACCUGCAUUAAUUUCACCAAAACCUACUGUGAAAGUGCCUAGUUAUACCUUAGUGGAUAAAACCAAAAAAGGAAAAAAGGAAAUUAAAGAUGUGAGUAAAGGCAAUGAUAGUAGUAUUGAAGCUCUGAAUGAAGUUAAAGCUACUCCACCAGAUGAAUUAGACACUUAUGAUCGUAUAUCAUUCAACAAAAGUAAACCAAACAAAAAAGCCAAGCCACCCAAUAUAAAUAGCGCGGGUAUCACAGCAGCCACAUCUGAUCUUUAUAACAAACUUGAUAAACACCCUGAUGGCAACAAAAUUGAUGGUGCAUAUUCAGUUGGAAAUGAAUAUGCAACAGCCAGUGCAGUUAGUGACACAUAUGCAGAUAUAGAUAGUAAGAUACCAGAUGAGGUCAUAGACCAGGAUGCUGAGUAUAGCCAGAUAAUGGAUGUGAACUCAAAGAAAAGUUCUCGGUAUCUGCCCACAGAGAAUUACUCUGAGAUAGACCUUUUACCUGGAGAAAAAUAAUUCUUUAUGUAAAAUCUCCUCCAAGUCUGGGUUUUGGCUUAUGCUAAUAUUGACAGACGAGAAAUGUUUUUGGAUGAACAACUAUGUAUCAUUUACAUGAUUUAGAGAGGAAUAACUUGAUUGAUUGUUUUUCUUGUUAUUCAUCCCACGGUGUCCAACUCAAACACUUUUGCAUGCACGACGCAGCGUUUCAUUCAUGCGGACACCAUGCAUCCCUAUAUCUUUAUAUUUGACCAUUCAAAAACCAGACUUGGUCUCAUUUUAUUUGUGAAAAAAAGAUUUCAGUUUGUAAAAAAAAUAUUUUAGUAUUUUAAAACUCUAUUAUAAAUGCUUGUAUUGUGUUUCUAGUUAUAUGAGUGUCUAUCAAAGUAGGGGUAGGAAUUGAUAACCCAGAAUAUGCAUUGCAUACAUGCAGAAAGGGCAUCUAUACAAUAUACAUAUGAAAUGGAUUUUUCAAUUUUUGAAUUUCUCACAAAUAUGUCAAAAUAAACUAAUAUGCAUCGUGUACAUGAACAGGUAUCGCUGGUUAUGACUGCCAAAAAUGAUUCAGGUAAAUUCAACCUUGUAACAAUGAUAAUGUGCUCAGUGAUUAAAAUAAGAUAAACAUCAUGGCCUGAGAUGUGCAUUAUAAGUAAUAAUGGGCCUAACUUGUACUUAUUAAUGAUAAUAUUACUAACUAGCAAAAGACAUCAUACAUAACAGCCUUAUGUCAGUUUUCAUAGUAGAAUCCUUUCUAGUUAUGAAUGCUAUGAUUUACCUAUUACUUCUGUACUGCUGAUAUUUACAGCACUCUAUCAUAUCAUAUCUAUCAUAUCAAGUUACACUGCAUAUGUAUCCUGUUGUAUAGGGACAUACAUGUACAUAACCAAAUUUUAGUACCAUAAUAUAUCACAUGAUUUUGAGUGAUAUAAUUCAUAUUUUACUAGCCUACUUAAUCAUCAGUAUCAGCUGUCCACAGCAUGACUGAUUAAAUGAAUGACUUCUAAUGCUGAUGAGUCAUACAAAGUUGAUGAAAAAUUAAGAACAGUUCUUCUUGCAAUAUUUCAAUUUGAGGUUCCCUAAAUAUGUAUGUGUUAUUCAUAUAACAUGCAUGACAAGAAUAGCUACUUUCUCAGUU